GAGCUGCUCGGGGCCGUUGAAAUUUCAUUGGUUCAUUGGUUCAUUCUUUUUCCUUCGGGCUGUGGGUUUCCUGGUGGCGUGGGUUUAUUUUUCCAUUUGGCCAGGUGAAAAAAAAAGGGGGGGGGAGAGAACAUGGCUUUCCUAAUGAAAAAUAUGCUGAGUAACCAGGUGAAAAAUUUGGGACUUUCUGGAGGGGGCGAAGAAAAGAAGGAGGAAGCUGCUCCAGCUGACCCAGCUACAGCAGCCGGAAUGACCCGGGAAGAAUAUGAGGAAUAUCAAAAGCAAGUGAUAGAGGAGAAGAUGGAAAGAGACGCAGCUUACACGCAAAAGAAGGCUGGACGAGCUGUUUUGCGGGUUCACUUGCGAGAGAAAUACAGACUUCCAAAGAGUGAAUUGGAUGACACUCAGAUUCAGUUGGGUGGAGAUGACGUGGACUUGCCAGAAGACCUCCAGAAGAUGGUAGCAGAGGAUCAAGAAGAAGAAGAAGACAAAGAUACUUUUUUAGGACAGCUUCAGAACAUCCAGAAUAUGGACAUGGAUGCUAUCAAAGAAAAAGUCCAAGCGACUUUCACUGAUAUUAAGCAGUCCGCUGAACAAAAAUGUUCUGUAAUGUAGUGAAGAAAUUUCACAAGACCUAGGUACAAAUGUCCACAGAAAUGGAUGACUUGUGGGACAACAGCAACAAUUGGUGCUGCUGCUUACUCAUCACACGCUCCCUCUUUAUGAGAAGUGGUGUUUUGUUUUGUUUUUUCCAGACAACAUUAAAAAUGGCCAUUGAGAGAAGCCAUGAUGGUGAUAAUUGAUUCCAAUUUUGUAGAUUAUUAUCCAUUCCUAUACCCCUUUGCUCACAUACUUAUACUGGGUGUAGUAACACUUGCAAAUACUUUGCACUAAUAUAUAGCAUUUCAAGCAUCAAAUCCAGAAAGUACCUUUGUUACUUUGAUGCAGCUAAACAAGUAUCAUAAUGAACAAAAUAUUCUUCCACAAGCACUCAAAGAUUGCAUUUUACUUAUAAGAUACAAGAACCAUUUUUCUGAGGGGUGUGGUGUGUGUGUGUGCUCACGCACGUGUUUCUACAUGCGUCUGCAUGUGCGUCUGUGUGUAUGGUUUUGUGAGCAUCCAUUUGCGGCUAGGAACUAAAAGCAGUAAAAGUGAAUUUAAUUAAAAUUAAGGAAUAGACAGUGAAAAUUACUAUAAUGACAAGUACGGUAAUAAAAAUAUUUUUUUCUCUUA
Crotalus tigris (Tiger rattlesnake) is the source of this 1233-nucleotide messenger RNA. It is a transcript of the gene CPLX4, whose product is annotated as complexin 4. The record is from RefSeq and is a predicted model, not a curated record. Gene Ontology annotation, cellular component: terminal bouton; SNARE complex. Gene Ontology annotation, biological process: synaptic vesicle exocytosis; regulation of neurotransmitter secretion; neurotransmitter transport. Lineage: Eukaryota; Metazoa; Chordata; Lepidosauria; Squamata; Viperidae. Bases 133 to 615 code for a protein of 160 amino acids. The transcript has 3 exons. Gene Ontology annotation, molecular function: syntaxin binding.